Molecule: messenger RNA, 3438 nt
Organism: Lasiosphaeria miniovina
Lineage: Eukaryota; Fungi; Ascomycota; Sordariomycetes; Sordariales; Lasiosphaeriaceae
Product: beta-lactamase-like protein
Exons: 2
Coding region: 310-3333 (1007 amino acids)
Biological process (GO): mRNA 3'-end processing by stem-loop binding and cleavage
Cellular component (GO): mRNA cleavage and polyadenylation specificity factor complex
Molecular function (GO): RNA binding
Source: RefSeq, a predicted model, not a curated record
CGAGCCGCAACGCGAACCUUUAAUAAGUACUAUACUGUGUAUUUCGGCCUGCGAAUGAACCCACCCUAUCUACCACGGCAUCCCACAACGAGAAUUGAAGACAGCUGCGGCCACUCUUGCCAAAACAUAGUCACAAACUCGGCACUGCUCAGACAGAACAACUUCUUGUGCUUGCGCGCGGAAUACACAGUGACGUCUGCCCGUCUCUGGAGGAUGCGCCAAGCCAGGUAGGGUCGUUGCGACGAACGAGAAGCAAAAAUAAUCGAGAGAGCCGAAAGAGUUGGAAGAAGCGAAAGCCAACCCACAGCCAUGUUCACUUUUUGCCCGCUGCAAGGCGCCCUCUCCGAGUCGACGGCGUCGCAAUCCCUGCUCGAGCUUGAUGGAGGCGUCAAGGUGCUGAUCGACGUCGGUUGGGACGAAACCUUUGAUACGGAGAAACUCAAAGAAUUGGAAAAACAAAUUCCCACUCUCUCCCUCAUCCUCCUUACGCACGCGACGGUACCUCACCUUGCAGCCUACGCGCACUGCUGCAAGCACUUUCCCCUCUUCACGCGCAUCCCCGUCUACGCUACGCGGCCCGUCAUAGAUCUCGGUCGCACCUUGACACAAGACCUCUACGCCUCCACUCCGCUUGCUGCCACCACCAUCCCAUCCACAUCGCUAGCCGAGGUAUCGUACGCCUAUCCGCAGGCCUCGCCUGCCGACCACACCUUUCUGUUGCAGGCCCCGACCUCCGAAGAGAUUGCUCGCUAUUUCUCUCUAAUCCAGCCCCUCAAAUAUUCGCAGCCUCACCAGCCGUUACCUUCGCCCUUCUCCCCUCCGCUCAAUGGCCUCACCAUCACAGCCUACAACUCGGGGCAUACACUCGGAGGAACUAUUUGGCACAUACAGCACGGCCUCGAAUCUAUUGUCUACGCAGUCGACUGGAACCAGGCGCGUGAAAACGUCUUCUCCGGCGCCGCCUGGCUGGGCGGCGGUCACAACAGUGGCGGCGGCACCGAGGUGAUUGAGCAGCUGCGCAAGCCAACCGCACUCGUCUGCAGUAGUCGCACACCAGAGACGACACUGGCGCGAAGCCGGCGCGACGAGCAGCUCCUGGAAUCCAUCAAGCUAUGCAUCGCUCGUGGCGGAACAGUUCUCAUCCCCGUUGACUCGAGCGCCAGGGUCCUUGAGCUUGCCUACUUCCUCGAACACGCUUGGAGGGCCGAGGCUAGCAAGGGAAAUGAUGUCAUCAAGGCCACGAAGCUGUACCUCGCCGGGCGCAGUAUUGGAAGCACCAUGAGAAACGCGAGGAGCAUGUUGGAGUGGAUGGACGACAGCAUCGUCCGAGAGUUUGAAGCCGUCGCCGACGAGUCGCGGAGAGACAACCGCGGCGCGGAUCACGGCAGGGGCAAGGAUGGCGCAGGGCCUUUUGACUUCAAAUACCUGCGGGUUCUAGAACGCAAAGCCCAGAUUGAGCGCGUGCUGCAGCUAGCAGUUGACGACGCCGAACCGAAGCCCAAAGUUAUCCUUGCAACCGAUUCAAGCAUAGAAUGGGGAUUCUCGAAGGGGAUUCUGAAAGCAAUCGCAGGCGAUGCGAGAAAUCUCGUAGUUCUGACCGAGAAACCAAGUCUUGGCACAGGCAGCAAAUCCUCUCUCGCUCGCACGCUUUGGGAAUGGUGGAAGGAGAGGCGGGAUGGCGUUGCUAUAGAGCAAACAAGCGGCAGCGACACUUUCGAACAGGUUUACGGUGGUGGACGAACGUUGGAGGUAAUCGGUGCCGGGAAGCAGGCCCUUGAAGGGGGCGAGCUGACCGUCUACCAGCAGUGGCUAGCGACACAGCGUCAGCUGCAGGCAACUCUCCAAGGAGGCGCUGCCACAAUACUGGAAGCCUCGGCUGAUGUUCUUGACGAUGCCUCGUCGGAAUCAUCGUCGGAUUCCGAAGGGUCUCAGAUAGAAAAGCAGGGUAAAGCUUUGAACGUCUCGACGACCCUGGGACAAGCUAGCCGUAAAAAGGUCGUCUUAUCGGACGAAGGCCUUGGCGUUAACAUUAUGAUCAAAAAGAAGGGCGUACACGACUUCGACAUCCGUGGAAAGAAAGGGAAAGACCGCAUGUUUCCUAUUGUGAUACGGAGAAAACGGAAUGACGAAUUUGGAGAGCUGAUACGCCCUGAAGACUACCUCCGAGCCGAAGAGCGAGAAGAUGCCGAUGGUCCCGAAACCGCAGGUACUGGCCAGGCUGGAAACCGGCAACAGGAAGACGGCCUAGGCAAGAAACGCAAGUGGGAUGAUGUCGGCACAGGGCCCACCAAAGGAUUCUCUAGGCCUAACAAACGUCCCCAACUUACUCGAGCCAUAUCGGCUGACGAGCCCGACGCGGCGGCGCUCGCACACGGUCCAGCCGGGGAUGAGCUCGAUAACCUGGAAGACGAAGAGGAAGUUAUUCUCGGCCCGUCCAAACUCGUCUUGACAACAGACCUCAUUACGGUCCGGCUGCGCAUUGCUUUCGUCGACUUUAGCGGUCUGCAUGACAAGCGCAGCUUGAACAUGUUGAUACCGCUGAUCCAGCCGCGCAAGCUUGUUCUCGUAGCCGGCGGUGAAGAAGAGACGCUCACACUUGCCGCCGACUGCAGGAAGCUUCUCACAGCGAAACUCGGCACCACUAGCGACGGUCACGCCGUAGAAGUCCUGACCCCGGCCGUUGGUGCCACUGUCGACGCCUCAGUCGACACCAAUGCCUGGGUCGUCAAGCUGGCUGAUCCUUUCAUCAAACGCCUCAGGUGGCAGAACGUGCGCGGGCUCGGCAUUGUGACCGUGACGGGGUUGCUGCUGCCUGGCGGCGAAAUUGCCCUUACUGAUGUCAACCACGACGAGGACACAGCGAACAAGCGCCCCAGAAUUGAAGGAGGUACCGAUGACUCAACAGAAGUGCCGGAACCGAUCACUACCACCUCCGCCGACAGUAAGGCACUGGUCACCAAGGUCAUUUCUAGCGCGGCGAUGGCUGCUGUCAUCCCGGUCUUGGAUGUGCUCCCAACGAACAUGGCAUCAGCGACGCGCGCAGGCGCCCAGCCCCUUCAUGUUGGCGACCUGCGCCUCGCUGACUUGCGUCGUGCGAUGCUCAAUGCUGGCUAUAAAGCCGAGUUCCGCGGUGAGGGGACCCUGCUGAUCGACGAGAUAGUCGUGGUGCGCAAGACAUCUACGGGUCGCGUAGAGCUUGAGAGCGCCGGCCUGUUUGGCAGCGACAUGUUAAUGAUACCAACAGCGGCAGCAACAGCAAUGGGAGGGGGGAGUACGUUUUACGCCGUAAGGAAAAAGAUAUACGAAGGGCUAGCAAUAGUCGCAGGCGCUUAAUGGUUACGAUGGAGCUUCUGUAACCUAUUGCAUAGCAAUGUAUACUAUGAAAGAGCUUUACUAACUUAUAAAUUUUUUUUUUUAAAAAAAAAAAAAGAGUAAUAG